AUGAAGGAUUUGCCCUCACUCUCAUCCUCACCCCUUACUGUCACCUUAAUUCUCUCACUAUGUCUCCAUUUUUCUCUUUGUCUAUCUGUCGAGAUAUUUCUCUUUUUUGGAAUCAAGUGUGAAGAAGAAAAAGAGAUUGCAAAUUUCCUUCUUUCUUUUAUUGGUAUGACACUUUUUCUCUUUCAUUUUUCUUUCUUUCUUUCCUUCCUUCUUUCUUUCCAUCUUUCUUUCUCUUACUUUUUUUUUCUUCUUUCUUUUAUUGUCAUGACACUUUUUCUUUCAUUUUCUUUCUUUCCUUUUCUUCUUAUUAAUGACUCUUUCCGUAUUCUUUUUCUUUUUCUUUCUUCAUUUCUAUUCGAGCUAACCUUUUCAAUUUCUCUUUCGUUCUUACUUUCUUGUUUCUCUUAUUUUAAAUAUCUCUUUGAUUCUUCUUCAAUUUUUAAUUAUUUUAAAUUAAAAUAUCUCGGAUGA
Molecule: messenger RNA, 471 nt
Organism: Acanthosepion pharaonis
Lineage: Eukaryota; Metazoa; Mollusca; Cephalopoda; Sepiida; Sepiidae
Source: the annotation of a GenBank genome assembly